ACGUCCAGUCGUUCCCCACCCCCUCCACCUCCCCGGAGAUUGCCAUGGCGGCCGGCGAGGAGUCCGGAGGUGCUGUGUCGGGAUUCCUGUUCGGUUCGCUCGCCUUCCAGCACCUCAACGCCGACUCGGACACGGAAGGAUUUCUCCUCGGGGAAAUCAAAGCUGAAGCAAAAAACAGUAUAACUGAUUCCCAGUUGGAUGAUAUUGAGGUGGUGCACACCAUAGAUAUACAGAAACAUAUUCCAUGUUACUGGCUAUUCAGUUUUUAUAACUCUGCUGGUGAAGUGGACGAAAGAGCAUUGCAGAAAAUACUGUUAAAUCAGGAAAAGAAUGUAAUUGGUUGGUAUAAGUUCAGACGUAACACAAAUCAGACCAUGACAUUCCGAGAACGUCUCCUUCACAGGAACCUUCAGAAGCAUCUGAAAAACCAACAGUUGGUGUUUUUUCUCUUUACCAGCAAGUUAAGCAGAGAGAAUGGCUCCACGCAUAGUCUGGAGUAUACGCUGUAUAAACCCCAGGGAAGUUUUAUUGAGCGAAUACCUAUAUCCGUUACCAAUCUAGGAAUGUCUGAACAACAAGACUACAAAACAUUUUCUGGACCGAGUAGUGCAGGUGGCUAUAGUCGAGCAAUGAAGAAACACAGACUUGUGUUUUUUGAUCAAGAAGGCUCCUUAAAAGAGGUUCAGAGAAUUAAAGGAAUGUAUGGUACACUGCAGGAAGAAUUGAAGACAACUUGUUUAAAGGUAGAAGAAAGUGAACGCUCGGUGGAACGUUUGCUAACUGAUGUACAACAACUCAGGAAAAUGGUAUCUGAGAAGAAAAAGCUGUACACACUGAUUCCAGGAGAGAGACAGAAUCAUGACCUGGUAGAAAACAACAUACACUUGUGUCAGGCUUUGAAGAAAGUUUUCCCAAACUCAAAACUUUUACAGUCUGUGUCAAUUACAAGAGAUGGUCAAGUGGUGCCAGUUCAGUGUCACAACGAAGAUAACAGGGUGAACGUAAAGGACACUUUCACUCGAGUUUCAGCCAAAAGCAUCCAUGUGUCUUCGUCAGAAAGGGCUAAUGCUUCUGGGAUUACAUGUAAACGCAAGGCAAAAAACUGUCUUAAUCGCCCAAGUCGGGGUAAAAAACGGAGAACAGUCUGGCCAAAGGUCAGGAGAUCAGCAAGUAAAGACAGUGAGGAUAGUGAAAAUGAUUCAGUGAACAUACUGACUGGGUCAGAGAAUGAAGGGGAUGUGCUGGAUCAGUACAGCAAUGAUUUAACGCCUUCAGCUUCACCAACAUUCUGAACUUUGCAGACACUCAGACCUGAAAUGCAGUAAAGCACUCCCCACUUAUGAAAUGCAAAGUGCCAAAUCUUUUUCUAUACAUAUACUGAAAAGGAUGUUCGCGUUUCUUCAGAUGGAAAGCAUGUUGCAACUUAAGGAGGAGGAAAGUAUUUUGCUUUUUUAAAAGUAAUCGCAGUGACUUAACCUGGUUUGAGACAUUUGACAGCUAUACUGGAGGCCGAAAUGGUUUUAAUUUUUUUGCAGCAUCAAUGCAGCUAUGAUGAGGUUAAAACAUGGUUUGGAAUACUGUUGUUUCACUUUUUGUGCCUGGAAUUAAAUUUCUCUUCUCUCCUGCCUUUA
Molecule: messenger RNA, 1631 nt
Organism: Chiloscyllium plagiosum (whitespotted bambooshark)
Lineage: Eukaryota; Metazoa; Chordata; Chondrichthyes; Orectolobiformes; Hemiscylliidae
Source: RefSeq, a predicted model, not a curated record